Messenger RNA from Dicrocoelium dendriticum, 683 nucleotides. The record is from the annotation of a GenBank genome assembly. Lineage: Eukaryota; Metazoa; Platyhelminthes; Trematoda; Plagiorchiida; Dicrocoeliidae.
CGCUUCGGCCCACUAGAAAAUUUAUCCGCCUUUCCGUUUGAGAGUUAUUUAAGAAAGAUGAAAACAAUGAUACUCGGUCCAAACAGACCGAUGUCCCAGUUUUUUCGGUGCAUUACUGAGUGUGCUUGCAGAACGACCUAAACGUCCGAUUACGCUGAUGACGCUGCAUUCUUUUCAGCCACGAGAGCUUGUGACAACGGGAGAUUUAACAUUCAAAGCGGUGCACGGGUGAUAACCGAGUUCCCUAACAGCGCCGUGAUUAUCGGCCGUGCUCCAGCUUCGUACUGGACAUAAAGCCUUGGUUCCUCGAUUUAUAGAGAGCAGAAGAGCAAUCCUUUGUCAGCCCAUCUUUUCCUGCUCACUGUAGGAAUCAUGUGCCUUGAUGCGGGACAGUGUUCCGCAAAGGAGCAUUGCGGUCACAGUCAACACAACAAGAUCCAUACUUUUCCCGCAAAUAGAUGUCUAGUAAUCAUUUGAAACAUUCCGCUGUUUGUGCACUGACGACUAGCUCAGGUAAACUGUUCCAGUCAUUCACUACACGAGUUGACAAAGUGACAUCAGAGCGAAGGCGGAUCCUCCUUGGUUUAAACAGCUUCAUACCGUGGCCUCGUGUCGAACUAUCCGCACAAAGACGAAAGAACUCUUGUACCUCAUCCCCCAUCUCACCUCGGAGAAUACGUCGC